AUGGUGGCACCAGCUGCAGUCCCAGCAGUUGAGAGGAUUGGCAGGAUAAUCAUGAGUAGGAGGAUAAGUGGGCCUCUGCUGGAUUCUUCCCAGAAGAACCUUUACAGAGAGGUUGUCGGGGAAAUCUUCGUGACCUUGGCUUCUGUGGGAGAAAGAUGGAACCAGAAUAUUGAAGACUGGUACAGAAAUCAGGGGAGACUCUUAAGCAGCCAUAUUAGAGAGAGACUUGGUGACAGCAGACCAAAUAGCCAUUAUGGAGAAACCUUCAGUCAAAUUCUUAACCAUGAUCUGAAGAAGAAAAGUUCUACUGAAGUAAAACUCCGUGAGUGUGGUGUGUGUGGGACAGUCUUCACGCCUCACUCGUCCAGGAAGCCCAGCAGAGCUCACCCUAGACAGGAAGCAUGUGAUUCCAAAUGUCAGCAGUGUGAGCCAGCCUUCAGCAGUUACUCUUCCCACAUCAGUGCCAGGUCUCACACUGAAGACAAACCGUAUGAGUGUCGGGAACAUGAGGAAGCCUUCCUUUCUUUUACCAGCCUUGGGGAAGUCGUUGUAACUCAUACUGAAAGUGGACCGCAUAAGUGUAAUGUGUGUGGAAAAGGUUUGCACUAUCCCAGCUCACUGAGAAUCCAUGAAAGCAUCCACACAGGAGAGAAGCCUUAUCAGUGUGAACAGUGUGGAAAAGCCUUCAGUUGUUGGGGCUCAGCUCGACGCCAUCAAAGGACUCAUACUGGUGAGAAACCCUACACGCAUCGCGAGUGUGAGAAAGCCUUCUCUUUCAGGCUUUAAAGGCCACAUAAUGAGGCACACUGGAGGUGGGCCAUACAGUGUAAGGAGUGUGGGAAAGUCUUCAAUUUGCCCAGUGCACUUAGUAAGCAUGAAAGAACUCACACGGGAGAGAGACCUUUUUUGUGUAAAUAAUGUGGGAAAGCCUUCAUUUGUUCAACUUCAGUUCGCAAACAUGAAAGAACGCACACUGGGGAAAAACCCUAUGAAUGUAAGCGCUGGGGGAAGGCCUUCAUUUCUAAUUCAGGCCUCCAAGGAUGUAUGAUCAGGCACACUGGCGUUGGGCCUUAUAAAUGUAAGUUCUGCCGGAAAGCCUUUGGCUCGCCCAGUGCGGUGCUAAAGGCAUGAAAGUGCUCACGUUGUAUAGGAUUCUUGUGACUAGCGCUUGGGAAGCCUUCACUUUGGGUCACUUGAGGACACAUAAGGUAUCUGAGAAAAUCUUUUAUUAUCCUAGUUCAGGUACAGAAAAGAAUUACUGGAGGGAAUAUGGGAAAACCGUUAA
This is a messenger RNA of Microtus ochrogaster (prairie vole), 1285 nucleotides long. RefSeq names its product zinc finger protein 564-like. The transcript is spliced from 4 exons. The record is from RefSeq and is a predicted model, not a curated record. Lineage: Eukaryota; Metazoa; Chordata; Mammalia; Rodentia; Cricetidae. The coding region runs from base 1 to 786 and encodes 261 amino acids.